Molecule: messenger RNA, 1941 nt
Organism: Drosophila teissieri
Lineage: Eukaryota; Metazoa; Arthropoda; Insecta; Diptera; Drosophilidae
Gene: Ir7b
Exons: 2
Coding region: 1-1941 (646 amino acids)
Source: RefSeq, a predicted model, not a curated record
AUGAGGUACUGGUGGUACACACUCGCCUGCUGCUCCUUGGUGGCCAGCACAAUGGCAGCCAGUGCGGAUCGCGACCUGGCGGAGGCGCUGGCUCAAGUGGUGGCCCACUCGGAGAUGGGUCGCCUCAAGACCUUGUACAUCUACAGCCACACAAGUGCCCAGUCGACGGGUGGCCACUUGGAGGAGCUGCUCGACCAGGUGCUGAUGCUGCUGCCCAGCGACUUGCAGGCACGCAGGCUCCUGCUGCAGCAGUCCAUGGAGUAUAAGCCCUAUGUCCACGCUGUCCUGGCCCUGGUCGAUGGGCUGCCGUCUCUGGCGGCGAUCUACGCUCGGAUUGGAGCCACCCAGGACUUGUCGCACACGCUGAUAUACAUGUCCCUGCCCACGGAUGUCUAUGGCGAGGAGAUGCAGGCGGUCCUGCGACUGCUGUGGCGUCUGAGUGUACUGAAUGUGGGCGUGGUGCUGCGUCCACCUGGCCAGCACAUCCUCAUGGUCAGCUACUUUCCAUUCAGUGCGUGGCACGGCUGCCAGGUGAUCUCGUCCACUGUAGUGAAUCGCUACCAGGUGGGCACCAAGCAGUGGGUGAGCCGAGAUUACUUUCCCAGCAAGCUGGGCAACUUCCAUGGCUGUCUCCUCACCUGCGCCACGUGGGAGGAUAUGCCCUACUUGGUUUGGCGGCGCGACGGCAGUGGCAGCUUCGUGGGCAUCGAGGGUGCCCUGCUGCAGUUCAUGGCUGCCAAUCUCAACUUCAGCGUGGGUCUCUAUUGGAUGAACAAGCAGGAGGUGCUGGCCACCUUCGAUGAGUCGGGCACCAUUUUCGACGAGAUCUUUGGCCAUCACGCCGACUUCUCGCUGGGCGGAUUCCACUUCAAGCCCAGCGCCGGCAGCGAGAUUCCCUACUCGCAGUCCUCCUACUACUUCAUGAGCCACAUCAUGCUGGUGACCAAUCUGCAGAGUGCCUACUCCGCCUACGAGAAGCUGUCCUUUCCCUUCGCUCCGCUGCUGUGGCGAGCCAUUGCGGUGGUCCUCAUCCUGGCCUGCCUGCUCCUGAUGCUGGUGCUGCGUUGGUGGCAGCACCCUGAACUGCCAGUGAAUCCAUACUACGAGCUGUGGGUCCUGACAAGCGGCGGCAAUCUGCAGGACCGCUUGGUGCCACAAAGGUUUCCCGGGCGCCUGGCACUGCUCACCUGGCUGUUUGCCACCUUGGUGCUGAGGAGUGGCUACCAGUCGGGGAUGUAUCAGCUGCUGCGGCAGGAUACCCAAAGGAAUCCACCGCAAACCAUUGCGGAGGUGCUGGCCCAGCGUUUCACCAUCCAGCUGGCGGAGGUCAACGAGGCGAGGAUCCUGGCCAGUUUGCCGGAACUGCGCCCCGAGCAGCUGGUCUACCUGGCGGGCAGUGAGCUGCAAUCCUUUCCAGCUUUGGCCCGGCAAAGUGGCUCCUCGGCGCGGGUGGCCAUUCUUACACCCUACGAGUACUUCGGCUACUUCCGCAAAGUGCAUCCGAUGAGCAGGAGAUUGCACUUGGUGCGGGAACGCAUCUACACGCAGCAGCUGGCCUUCUAUGUGCGGCGUCACUCGCAUCUGGUCGGUGUGCUGAACAAGCAGAUCCAGCAUGCCCAUGCCCAUGGAUUCCUGGAGCACUGGACGCGGCAGUAUGUCAGUGCCGUGGACGAGAAGGACGAGAGUGUGGCCCGCAUAGCCUCCACAUCGUACAGCACCCUCGAUGGCAUCGAUGGCGACCCGAAUCUCUCGGAUUCGGAGGAGCAGCAGGUGGCCACCGUUCGCCAGAACGUGCUGUCCAUGCGGGAACUAGCCGCUCUCUUCUGGCUCAUCCUCUGGGCGAACCUGGCAGCGGUGGUCGUCUUCGUGCUGGAACUGCUGCUGCCCCAAAUAAAAGCGGGGAAAAUAUUAGCGAAAAUUAAUAGUAAGAUAAGAAAGUGA